Miscanthus lutarioriparius is the source of this 1083-nucleotide messenger RNA. The record is from the annotation of a GenBank genome assembly. NCBI's taxonomy places the organism in Eukaryota, Viridiplantae, Streptophyta, Magnoliopsida, Poales, Poaceae.
AUGCAGGAAGCUCUCAUCUCUCCGGGCAAUGCCAGCCGCCUUCACUCGGCCUUGGAGCUCAAGCUGUUCGCCGCCUUCGGGGACCAGCGCCUCGCCUCGCCGCCGGGCUACCUCAAUAACCUCGCCUCCGUCGGCAUCGGUGGCGGCGGCGGCGACGACGCGCUGUUCCGCUGCUCGUCGCCGUUCAGCCCCAGCUUCGGCUUCUCCUCGCCGUCGCCGCUCGCCACCACCUCCUCCGUCUCGCUCUCGCCGUCCUCCUCCGCCUCGCUCGUCGACGACUGCGACGACGACGCCGCGGCCGCGGACGCCAACGCCGUCGCCACGGGCCACAGGCUCCAGCUCGCCCGCCUCGCGCUGCAGUACCAGGAGGUGGCCGACCGCUACGAGCUCUGCCUCGCCCGCCUCGCCGACGCCGCGGACGAGGCCGCCGCGCUCCACCGCGAGAACGCCGAGCUCCGCGUCGCCAACGCCGACCUCACGCGCCGCCUCGCGCUGCUUAGCGGCAUUGGCAAGCAGGCCGCCGCCGCCGCCAUCGCCGACGAGGUCCGCCGGCUCGGCUUCGGGGACCACAAGCAUGCCGCCAAGGAAUGCGCUCCCGAGAAGCCCGCCGUGCUGCCCAAGAGCAUUUCCGUCCGCACCAGCGACUACCUCAAGAUGAACAACCCCGCCACGCCGGCCGCAAACAACCGCAAGCCUCGCGCGUCGAAUCAGACCAACGCAAGCUCGCAGCGCGUGUACAGCAAGGGCAAUGGCGGCGACAAGAAAGGCGAGGAACCCAAGGAGCCGCCACACACGGCGGCGGCGGGUGGCAUGGAGCUGGAUGGGGAGCUGGAGGUGUACAACCAGGGCACGUUCAAGACGGAGCUGUGCAACAAGUGGGAGGAGACAGGGGCGUGCCCCUACGGCGAUCAGUGCCAGUUCGCUCACGGCGUCGCCGAGCUCCGCCCCGUCAUCCGCCACCCGCGCUACAAGACCCAGGUCUGCCGCAUGGUGCUCGCCGGCGAGGUCUGCUCCUACGGCCACCGCUGCCACUUCCGCCACACGCUCACCCCCGCCGAACGCCUCCACCUGCCCCGCCCUUAG